Messenger RNA from Arachis duranensis, 2413 nucleotides. RefSeq names its product RNA polymerase sigma factor sigB. The record is from RefSeq and is a predicted model, not a curated record. Gene Ontology annotation, biological process: regulation of DNA-templated transcription; DNA-templated transcription initiation. Gene Ontology annotation, molecular function: DNA-binding transcription factor activity. The coding region runs from base 104 to 2113 and encodes 669 amino acids. NCBI's taxonomy places the organism in Eukaryota, Viridiplantae, Streptophyta, Magnoliopsida, Fabales, Fabaceae. The transcript has 6 exons.
UGCAACACCAAACUCAAUUGACCCAACUCCUCUCUCCUUCCCAGGGAAGGAAUCUCCAGCGGCUCCUUCUCCUCCACUGUCCUACAGCUGCUGCCCUCCACCCAUGUCCAACCCUUGCUGCCCUAGGAUUGAUGUUGCCGUCCAAGACCAGCACGCCCCCAACCCUGCGUGCAGCGGCCGCCUUUCGGGCAUACCCGUCACAGACCCGAGUCCACUUUCACGGUCCCAAGGAAAUACGGCGGCCAUGAGUGGUGCUGGCUUCGCCAUGAUUGAGGGAACUCGACGGCACAGACCCCUGCCUUUUACCGUCGCCGCUCUGUCUUCCAUCGUCGCUGCUCCGUCAACCCGGAACUUCGCGAGCAUUUGCUCUCCCUUCGCGGAGGCGCCGUCCUCGGCGACGCCUCCCCUGUUUAGCUCUGCAGCGUCGUCGGUGCCGGGCAAGACCACCGCGUGCGAGUUCAGAUGCGGUGGCUUUGGUGGUGGUCGCGUCGCCUUCACCUCUGCCGGUUCUUGGUUUGCGUCCUCCACCUUCUCCGUCGCGACGGCGCCGUCUUCGGCGCCGCUUCUGGCAGUGAGUUUCCCGUCUCCGUUGCCCAGAGUGGUGCCAUUCACUGCUCGUCCAUCAACAUCGUCACUGUCAAUCGCGAUCGCGGCGAAGUUUAAAUCAACCUUAUCUACAGAAUCACUUCUUACUAGUGAAGAGGCUGUAAUAGCUGCUGCUGCUUAUGAAGCUGUUGCUCUUGCUAAAGCUGCUGUGAAGGUUGCAAAGGAUGCAGCCCUGCUAGUUAAAAAGAAACCCUCGGCAGAACCAGCAUUUAGAUCGCAUGUAUCUUCCAAAUCUGAUAAUUUACUUCUGAAGUGGGUUCAACGUAUGGAAACAGGAGAUGACAUAGCAAGACGUCCCAUUGACUCUGGAGCACAAACAGUGGAAGAUGUAAACAUAGUGGAUAGUGAUGAGGAGUCUGAUAAUGUGGAGCCUACCUAUGAGGAACUUGAGCUUCUGCAGGAACAGCUUUCAGAUAGUAUAGCCGUAAGAUCUAGGCGCCAAAUAGAAAGAAAAGCUAGAAGAGAGAGGGUGGCAGAGAAGACUGCCACAAAUAUUGUUUCUUUCAAGUCUGGUUCCCCCAGCAGGAGAAAGCGUGUUCCCGUUCAAGAAGUAGACUAUUCCGAUCCACUUCGUUACUUGAGAACAACAACCAGCACUACUAGGCUUCUUACAUCAACUGAAGAAGUUCAACUGUCUGAAGGAAUUCAGGACCUACUAAAGCUUGAAAAGCUCCGGGAGGAAGUUGCAGAAAGAUGUGGUGGGCAACCCACAUUUGCUCAAUGGGCUGCAGUAGCUGGAGUAGAUCAGAAGACCCUGAGGAAACGUCUUAAUCAUGGGAAAUUUUGCAAAGACAAAAUGAUUAAAAGCAAUAUACGGCUUGUGAUAUCAAUUGCUAAGAAUUAUCAAGGAGCUGGGAUGAACCUGGAGGAUCUUGUCCAGGAAGGAUGCCGAGGCCUUGUGAGAGGUGCAGAGAAGUUUGACGCUUCCAAGGGUUUUAAGUUCUCCACAUAUGCUCAUUGGUGGAUUAAACAGGCAGUUCGAAAGUCGCUUUCUGAUCAGUCAAGGACCAUUCGCCUACCUUUCCACAUGGUGGAGGCAACUUACAGAGUGAAAGAGGCAAGAAAACAAUUUUUUAGUGAAAAUGGAAGAAACCCCAAUGAUGAAGAAGUUGCUGCAGCAACUGGACUGUCAAUGAAGAGGCUUGGUGCUGUACUCUUGACCCCAAAAGCUCCCAGAUCUCUAGAGCAGAAGAUUGGGAUCAACCAGAAUUUGAAGCCUUCGGAAGUGAUCGCUCAUCCUGAUGCUGAAACAGCUGAGGAACAGCUCAUCAAACAAAUGAUGAAGAAGGACCUCGAGAUGGUGCUGGAAAGUCUUAAUCCCAGAGAGCAACAGGUCAUAAGAUGGAGAUUUGGUAUGGAUGAUGGAAGGAUGAAGACAUUGCAAGAGAUAGGGGAAAUGAUGGGCGUGAGUAGGGAGAGAGUCAGGCAAAUUGAGUCUGUUGCUUUUAGGAAACUUAGGAACAAGAAGAGGACCAAGCAUUUCCAGCAGUAUUUGGUUUCAUCAUAAUCCUACCAAAUAUAGAAAAAAAAUAUAUAUAUGUAUGUUCUCAUUGUUACAGCGGAGACAGAGAGUUAGGCUUAUUUGAUGCUGGUGAGGGUGCGGUCCAUUCUCCCUUUUGCAUAUUUGUUUGUAUCAUUGUAUGUACGUUCUUCCUCCUUUUUAUUUUCGUUUUCAUCUUUUACCUUCUUCCUCUCCAAAAUAGGAAACAGAACGUUAUUGGUAUACCACUCGGAAAUGGAUGUACACACAAGGGAAUAACUGUGGAUUUAUUAUUACUAGUCAACCAAUUUUUUAUCAGACGUUGAA